Megalobrama amblycephala (Wuchang bream) is the source of this 1153-nucleotide messenger RNA. RefSeq lists its product as uncharacterized. Lineage: Eukaryota; Metazoa; Chordata; Actinopteri; Cypriniformes; Xenocyprididae. Bases 1 to 1116 code for a protein of 371 amino acids. The transcript is spliced from 8 exons. The record is from RefSeq and is a predicted model, not a curated record. Gene Ontology annotation, molecular function: ubiquitin-protein transferase activity.
AUGUGGAGACAUAAUGGUGUUCUAAAGCCUAUGAGAGGGAGGACCCUGCCUCUUGAAGUUCAACCUAAUUGGUCAUCUGAGCAACUGUUAACAGCUGCUGAAAAGAAAGUAAAAGAUUUUAAUCAGGACAUGGAAGAGGGUCCCUAUGUUUUGCUGUACCCAGACGGUUCAGAGGUGAAAAACAUUCCAGGAACAAACACCCCAUUCAAACUACAGCUGUACAAAGAGGCACUUGGGAAGGCUUACCAAAGAAUAACACUGUUCGUCUGCACAGGUCAAGAUUUUUCAGCCAUUGACUGUAGUGGAGAUUCUUCGAGCGAAGACAGUGAAGUGCAAGUAAAAUCUACCUCACACAGUCCACAUUAUGAGAGUGACACUUUGAUGUGGGAUGAUCCAGAUGAAGCAAGCACACCAAAGGCAAGAAGCACAUCAGACAGACCUUCUAAUCUCUCUCUGCCUUUUUUGGACAAAGAAGCAGGAAAAACAAAUGUCCAAGAACACACACAAAAGUGCUACACCAAUUACACACAUCUGUACGCACCAAUUGUCAUUGAGAGCGAUUCCGAAGAGUCAGAUGAGAGCAGACAAUAUGUUCAAGAGGAAAGCACAGAGGUAUUAUCUGCUGCAGACAUUGUGUCAGAUCUGUCACUUAAGGUGAAAAAGACAUCAUGCAGCAGAUUCAAUAUAAAUAGAGCAGAUGUUUGGGACGGAGCAGUUCGUGGAUUUAAACGUCUAUCAUAUGACCCACUGCAUGACAUGCUCGUCAAAUUCACCGACGAUGAUGGCACAGUAGAAGAUGCAGUAGACACAGGUGGUCCCAAACGUGAGUUUCUAACCCUUCUAAUGGAUUGCUUAAGAGCACGGAGAAUCUUUGACGGUCCAGACAAUAGAAGAUUUCUCACAUUUAACAAUGCAGCUGCCAGAGAUGACGACUACUUUCUUGCUGGGCGGAUGAUUGCCGUUUCAAUAGUUCACGGUGGUCCAGGUCCGCGCUUUCUGUCAGAAAUGCUGUACGAUCACCUCACUGGGAGGACUGACAUUAAUGGAACAGUUGAAGAUAUAACAGAUGAGACCAUGAAGGCAGCUUUACUUGAGGCGCAUUCAACUUUCAUUUAAGCUUAUUUUAAGUUUUUUUUUUUUUUUUAUAUAUAUA